Messenger RNA from Haliotis rubra (blacklip abalone), 5495 nucleotides. RefSeq names its product neurogenic locus notch homolog protein 1-like. NCBI's taxonomy places the organism in Eukaryota, Metazoa, Mollusca, Gastropoda, Lepetellida, Haliotidae. Gene Ontology annotation, molecular function: calcium ion binding; protein binding. The record is from RefSeq and is a predicted model, not a curated record. Gene Ontology annotation, biological process: establishment or maintenance of epithelial cell apical/basal polarity; heterophilic cell-cell adhesion. Gene Ontology annotation, cellular component: plasma membrane; protein-containing complex.
UACGAGUGACAUAACUAAACGAAGCUAUCCAUUUUGACUAGUUCCAAAGCAGUUCGUUUUUUCUCCCAUGCACAGUUUUCAAUUCUCUGUUUUGAUUUUAUAGUGUCCUGUCAGAGCGCAACAGGUGGUGGUAUGUGUACUCUAACUAUACACGCUCUCAAUGGAAGAGGGGAUCAAUAGCGUUUCAUGUCGGAAUGAACCAGUAACAGUAAUGGAUACCUUCAAGUGAAGACCUACCUGUUGUCAGUAUCAUUUUGAUAUUCUGUACAACGUAAUAGAUAGGAUGUCAGUGGUUGAUGACACAUAGUCACUAGAUGCUGGAAGCCCCACGUUCUGAAUCUGACAUUCAUCCACAUGAUCAUCUAAGAUGGGAAAGCGAAAGAAACUGAGUUCUGUCAUUAUAAGCCUGUUGCUCCUGUCAGUUUACUCUCAGGAUGCCCAAUCCCAGCAAUCUAAACCAAAACCCUACCUGGAGAACUGCCCUGAUCUAGAGCCCUUCCUGUUCCUAAUGUUCUGUGGGGAUCCAGUGAUGCCUAGCAGCUGUAUCCUGGAGAAAUGGCUGUGUGAUGGAACACCCGAAUGUCCCAAUGGAGAAGACGAGACAAAUGCAACUUGUCGCAAUGGAGACCCAUGUGAGGGACGGCCAUGUCAGAAUGGAGGAAGCUGUUACGGCUACCCGUUAAACCCAAACAUCAGUGUAGCCUACUACAUAUGUGUGUGCCCCCCGGGCUGGUAUGGUGUGACCUGCAACAGCACCACGGCCCCGCCCACCACCACCACACCUGCUCCACCUCCGACCACCCCGCUCCUGCCACCUGUCAAUUCCACGGCAUCUCCAGUGGACCCAACCAUCUGUGAUAGUAAACCCUGCUUGGAGGGUGUGUGCACUGCUCUAAGAGGGGCUCAGUACCACUGCAACUGCAUUCCAGGUUACAGUGGGAAGAACUGCAGUACUGCCGAGAACCCGUGUACAUCCUUCCCCUGCCUCAACAAGGGGGGGUGCCAGGUGACUGGCAACACCUUCACGUGUGGAUGUGCUGCUGGGUACUCCGGCCGCCAGUGUGAGGAGGAGAUAAACGAGUGUAACGUACGGCCAUGCAGGAAUGGCGGCACCUGUACUGACAUGGUCAAUGGCUACAGCUGUGCCUGUCCUUCUGGAUACAAUGGUUCCAACUGUGAUGUAAACAUCAAUGACUGUGCAUCCCAGCCAUGUGGGUCGGGGACUUGUGUAGAUGGUGUCGCCUCAUACACAUGCCAGUGUCCACCUGACAGAGCUGGGGAGAACUGUGAACGUCCACAACUAUGUCUUCAAGGUGACCCCUGUGUGAAUCACGGGAUAUGCUACCCUCUCCAAGCAGGGAGCCAGGUGUGUGUGUGUUUCCCAGGAUUUAAUGGCUCUCGAUGUGAGAACAACAUAGACAACUGUCAGAGCAACAUUUGUGGACAACAUGGUACAUGUAGGGAUGGCAUCAACAAGUACACGUGUGAGUGUCAGCCCGGGUACACAGGUGUUAACUGUGACACACUCAUCGACCCCUGUGAACCUACCCCAUGCAAGAACAAUGCCUACUGCUGCAGUAAGGGGAAACAAGCCUGUGGUGACAAGCUGCCACUGGGUUCCUACCAGUGCUAUUGUUCUAAUGGGUAUACAGGUACUCAGUGUGAAAGGCGUCUGAAUGAAUGUGGGAAAAAGCCCUGUCAGAACGGAGGCCUGUGUACACUGAUAGAAGAGAACUAUUUCUGCACAUGCCCACUGGUUUUCACUGGACGUAACUGUGAGACUCUUAUACCCUGUGCUAGCCAGCCAUGUCUCAACAAUGGCCAAUGUGAGAUCAAAGGGAACACUUUUGAGUGUAAAUGUGUGAAUGGAUUCUCAGGAGACAUCUGUGAGAGGACUGGAAACUGCCUCACAAAGUCCUGUCAAAACAAUGGCACUUGUGUUGUCACAUCAGGAGGAGAAGUUUGUCGUUGUCCAUCAGGUUAUUUUGGUUUGAGCUGUGAGAGUGCUCUCCCUUGUGUGGCAAAUCCUUGCAGGAACAAUGCUUCAUGCCAAGAUGUUUCAUUGACAGAAUACAGGUGUACCUGUCCGCCAGGGUUGUCAGGGAGGCAGUGUGAGAGUGUGUUACCCUGUAAGGACAGCCCAUGUCAGAAUGGUGGGACGUGUUCGAAUCUGGCAUUAGGGUUUUACUGCACCUGCCCAGCUACCCAUACUGGUGUCAGGUGCGAAACGUACUUAAACUGCAACAGCUCACCUUGUUUCAACAACGGUACUUGCAUAGAAGAGGGCUCUUCAUUUCGCUGCCAGUGCCCUUCGACCCAUACAGGUCCAAGAUGUGAGAGUGGUCUCCCCUGUCUCAACAAUCCCUGCACCAUUGGGUCGACGUGUGUUAGUGUCAAUAUUUCUGCCUAUCGCUGUUUCUGUUUACCUGGACUCACUGGUAUCAACUGUGAAACAAGUCUAGCCUGUAACAACUCUCCAUGUAGAAAUGCUGCUCAGUGCCAAAAUGUCAACAAUUCUUACAUAUGUUCCUGUCUUCCCGGUUUUACCGGCCAGAAUUGUGAAACACAUGCUCCCUGUUUGAGCGCACCAUGCCUCAAUAAUGGCUCUUGUACAAACUUUGGUUCAUCAUACUCCUGCGCAUGCUCCAAUGUGUACGGAGGACCAAGAUGCGAGAUAUCCAAUCCAUGUGGUUCGAACCCCUGCAUCAACAACAGCACAUGUUCCAACAAUGGAGACAUCUUCCGCUGCAACUGCUCAUCAGCUUUCACAGGCAGAAAUUGUGAGACUAAACGAGAGCCCUGUGCACCAAACCCCUGCUUGAAUGGCGGGACCUGUGACAUAGAAGGUCAGAAUUACACAUGUCGAUGUUUGUCCUCCCACGUGGGCAAGAACUGCGAGAUCCCGGUUCCCUGUGCGAGUUCACCUUGCAGCAAUUCUAGCAUUUGCCUCAACCAGGGAUCUCGCUACACAUGUCAGUGUCCUCCUGGGUAUACAGGUUCGAGCUGUGAGAGCAGACUCCCCUGUGCAGAUAAGCCUUGUGCUAAUGGAAACUGUGUGAAUGGCAACCCAGAUUAUGUGUGUACAUGUAACCCAGGCUACACGGGGAGGAACUGUGAUUCUCUUAUACUUACCUGUGAUUCUACCACCUGUGUCAAUGGACAGUGCAGUAUUCAGGGGCCCAGUCUCAAGUGUGUCUGUAAUCAGGGAUUUACAGGUCCAAGAUGUGACCUGGUUGACCCCUGCCUGACUCCUCCCUGUCACAAUGGCGGAGCGUGUGAAACUCGCGGCGCCCAGUUCUUCUGUCAGUGUCCUGAAACUCACACGGGGGAGACGUGUGAAUCCCUACAACCCUCAUGCUACUCCCAGCCAUGCAGAAACAAUGCCACCUGCAUCGACAGGGGACAGGACUUCAUGUGUUUCUGCACACCUGGAUUCACAGGGAAGGCGUGUGACACAGUCCUGCUGCCAUGCGAUGUCCGUCCAUGUAAGAACGGGGGAACUUGUGUCAAUGUAGGCGGCUCAACCUUCAGUUGUCAGUGUCCGGUGACACACACAGGAUCGACAUGUGAAACCCUCCUCAGCUUGUGUCUCAGUAAACCAUGUGGAAACAGUGGGGAGUGUGCAUCAUCCGGGGAUGACAAGUUCAAGUGUACUUGUAAACCACCAUACACAGGUGCAACGUGUACUCAGAAAGUGGUGACCUGUGACCAAACUCCAUGUCUUAAUGGAGGGUCUUGUAACACGGACCAGUAUGGUGUGUUCUGUGAGUGUCCCACGAAGGAUGAAGGACUUUUCUGUCAGCUUGCUGGUGACGUCUGCUCCCCCAACCCCUGUCUGAAUGAAGGCCAGUGUUGGAAGACGGGGCAACAACCGACCUGUGAGUGCAAGAAGGGAUUCAUUGGCACAUUCUGUGCGACGAAGGUGGAAGGCUGUGGCGCAAACACUUGCAACGGUGGUCAGUGCAUCGACAAUAGUGACGGGGAAUUCCAGUGUAUGUGCCAGCCAGGGACGACAGGCUACAGAUGUGAGAGACAGGUCUGACUGGGGGAUAUGAGCCUUGAUGUGCUCAUCCUUCUUCUGUGACAUUGAAGAGAAAAAUAGUUCUGAAGGAGACAGUGAGCAUAAUUUCAGUAUGCACAUUUUGCAAAACGUUUGGAAUGUACAUACAGUACUGCAGAAAAUGUCUGUUUAUAUAUAUGUUUUGGGUUGUUCUGUUUACCAAAAGUGAUAUGAUAUGUGUAAGCGUUUUGACAGCUUUUAAGUGGAUCAUACACAUGAAAUUAGGCUAUAUUUAGAAAGAAAAUGUUUGGUUAUAUAUUUGAUAACUUUUUGUAUAGAUCUAGAUAACAAAUAUUCAAAACAGCAGGAUUAUUCAUGCCAUGAGAGUAAAUUGUAUGAAAUGGAGCCAUGAAUUUUUUGAAUAUGAAUAGAAGUUUUGUUUUUUUAAAUGAUUUCAUCUGGACAUAUGUAUUUUUCAGAGGUUUUUAAAAGUUCAAGCUUAUAGGUUGCAUAGUAACUGCAAUGUCACAGAAUAGUUUUAGUUGAAAUUUUACACAUUUAUGUCAGCAAUAAUCUCUGUAGAUUUAACAUUUUGUGUUUUUUACUAUUCAUUUUUUUAUCAGGUCAACAUUACAGUUAAGCCAUAGUGUGUACUACAAGUGUCACCAUUUUCAUGAGAAAAAUCAAGUUAAACUUUUAAAAAAUUAUACAUUUUUUGCAUAUUAUGCUUUGAAUUGUAUGAGAUGAUCAACUUCAAUGUUUCUACAAAGCUACAUUCAAUCAGAACAUGUUAUCUCAGCUGAAGAUAUACAAACAGUUUGGGGAAGGAUGGGGCAUAGUCUAAGGUGCUGCCUUCUGCUGUGCGGAGUUAUGUACCUUUGGCACAUCAGAAUCCUAUGAUGGUUUGAAUCCAGGUUCACCCUGAUUAUUUGACUAGGUUUGUCAACACCAUUCCAUUGCUGAUGACUUUCCCCAUUGUAGUACUGCCUCACCUGCCUCACUUACAGAUUCCAUUCCUAAGGGAGCAGUGGGGUAGCUCGUGGUUAAAGCAUCUGCUCAUCACGCUGAAAAACCCGGGUUUGCUUCCCCACAUUGGUACAAUUUGUGAAGCCCAUUUCAUGAUAUUGCUUGAAUAUUGCUAAAAGUGGUGUAAAACCAUGCUCACUCACUCCGUUCAUAAAUUCACAUGCCCUUGUGACAAUGACGAUUGACUUGCUGAAUUUAGUUUAACGCAUUAUAAAUGGACAUGUUAUUUUACCAAGUAAAUCUGUUAUGCAUUUAACAGUUUUAAUACUAUAACAUAUUUGCUCAACUGAAUUGGUGUUUUGGUUGUGAUGCAACCUCAUGUGCCUCUGCCAGUUAUUUAAAGGUCUUUGUCAGAACAUUUCUAGCAUUCCUUCACAGAUUGAUCUAUAUAUAUUGUAUACACAUAUAUAUGCCUGUAAACAUGUACUGUUAUUUAUCAAUAUACUGAUAGAGGUUAUUGUCGAUGUUC